Molecule: messenger RNA, 741 nt
Organism: Mangifera indica (mango)
Lineage: Eukaryota; Viridiplantae; Streptophyta; Magnoliopsida; Sapindales; Anacardiaceae
Product: protein PXR1
Exons: 2
Coding region: 93-419 (108 amino acids)
Source: RefSeq, a predicted model, not a curated record
UUACUUACAUCACCAAUCAAGGCCAUCAACUUCAAGGAUUCAGUUUCCAGAGGUUCAAGAACCCAGAAUCUGGUGAAUCGAGAUUUAUAAAUAUGGGGGAGACAGAGAAAUCAGAAAAAAAUGACGGUAAAGCCGAAGAGAAGAAGGACAAGCAUGAAAAGAAAGAGAAACAUGAGGGUGAGGCGACGAAGGAGAAGGGAGAAGAUGACAAAGCUAAAGAUAAGAAAAAGAAGAAGGGUAAAGAAGAUGGUGGAAAGGAGAAGAAGACAAAGAACCCUGAAGAUAAAAAGGAUCCUCAGAAACUGAGGGCCAAGCUCGAAAAGCUCGACGCCAAGAUGAAGGCACUCGCUGUGAAGAAAGAAGAAAUUUUUAAACUGCUUAAGGAAGCCGAAAAUACUCCCACAAAUCCAUCAGGAUGAUUUGCCUGGAACUAAACAUGCAAAAAGCUUCAAAGACUUCUUGCAUACAUAUAUAUGCAGAUGUAGUGUUAUAUUUUAUGCAAAUCUAUAUAUAAUAAUAAUAAAUGUAUGAUAAUUCGAUAACUUAUGUGAGGAAUGAAGACUGGUCCGGGAGCAUUGCAAGUCUGAUGAAAAAAUUUUGCAAUGAUCCUCGACCAAUCUUCAUUCCAAACAUUACAAUUAUCAUGUAUGCAUCAGCUUUGCUUUCACAGAAGUAUUGAUAAAAACGAUUUUGUAAAGGAAAAUGGUGAAGCAAUGGAAAUUUUAUACUGGAUUUCUCUUA